This is a messenger RNA of Pseudophryne corroboree (corroboree frog), 945 nucleotides long. Its product is annotated as olfactory receptor 5V1-like. Gene Ontology annotation, cellular component: membrane. Bases 1 to 945 code for a protein of 314 amino acids. Gene Ontology annotation, molecular function: odorant binding; G protein-coupled receptor activity; olfactory receptor activity. NCBI's taxonomy places the organism in Eukaryota, Metazoa, Chordata, Amphibia, Anura, Myobatrachidae. The record is from RefSeq and is a predicted model, not a curated record. The transcript has a single exon. Gene Ontology annotation, biological process: G protein-coupled receptor signaling pathway.
AUGCGGCUGAAGAUGGGAAAUGACAGUACGGUGACAGAAUUCAUCCUUCUCGGAUUUCCAGCUCUUCUGUCUGUACAGAUCAUUUUAUUUUGCACGUUCUUUGUGCUUUAUGCAUUAACCCUUACAGGAAAUGUUCUCAUCAUCCUUGUAACCUCAGCCAGCACCGAACUCCACACCCCAAUGUACUUCUUCCUCAGCAAUCUGUCUUUCCUUGAGAUAUUGUACACAUCCGUCACCAUCCCGAACAUGCUCCUUAAUUUCUUACUGAAGAACAAUUUUAUUUCUUUCUCUAGGUGUUUGGCCCAGAUGUACCUUUUUAUCGCUCUAGGUAGCAUAGAAUGCACAUUGCUUGCUGUUAUGGCUUUUGACCGAUACAUUGCCAUCUGCAACCCAUUGCAUUAUGUUACUGUUAUGGACACUUCUACAUGUGUAAUAUUAGUCAGCACCUCAUGGAUCAGUGGGUUCAUCAACUCCAUGGUCCACACUAUAUCUACCGUCCAUCUCAACUUCUGUGCCUCCAAUAGCGUAAACCAGUUCUUUUGUGAUAUCCCCCCAUUAUUAAAAUUGGCAUGUGGCAGUACAUGGCUUAAUGAGAUUGUUCUAUUUAUUGUCGGAGGGGUUUAUGGACUUGGGUCUUUCCUAUUAACAUUAAUAUCCUACAUUCAUAUUAUUUCCACCAUAUUGAAAAUCAAAUCUAAGACAGGACAACAGAAGGCCUUCUCCACUUGUGCAUCCCACCUAAUCGUUGUGGCAUUGUUCUAUGGGACUUCAAUAUUUGCUUAUUUUAGUUCUACUUCCAAACAAGGUUUGGAUCAAGAGAAUCUUGCCCCUGUGAUUUAUUCUGUAGUGACACCCACACUAAACCCCAUCAUAUAUACUCUGAGGAACAAGGAAUUUAAAAGUGCAUUAAGGAAAAUGAUGAGUGUUGAAUACGUAUACUUUUAA